AUCGGGCUCGAUAUUCAACAAUUUUUUGACGUAAAUACAAACAUGAACUUGUCCCGAAACUUGAGAAUCUUUUACCAAAAUAAAGGAUAUCAACUAAUUUCUCCAAGAACAGUCAGUUCAGCAUCCAGUCCAGUUGUUGUGGAGAAUAUUGGCACAAUAUCACUGAUUGGCAUUAAUCGCCCAGAGAGGCGGAAUGCUGUGGAUCCACCCACUGCUGAGGUUCUGUAUAAAGCCUUCAAAGACUUCGAACAAGACAGAAACAGAUCGGUAGCAAUACUUUAUGGAAAAGAUGGUAACUUUUGUGCUGGAUAUGACUUGAAAGCUUUAUCUAAAGUGGGGACGCAAAUUCCAUCAAAUGACCCAGACCACGCAGAGAUUGGACCAAUGGGACCUUCUCGAAUGGCUUUCAGUAAGCCAGUGAUAGCGGCUGUGUCUGGGUAUGCGGUUGCCGGCGGGAUGGAGCUGGCUAUGAUGUGUGACCUCAGAGUCAUGGAGGAAUCUGCUAAAAUGGGAGUCUUCUGUCGGAGAUUUGGCGUCCCAUUAAUCGACGGGGGAACUGUGCGUUUGCCACGGUUGGUGGGACUUUCCCGUGCGUUAGACCUUAUUUUGACAGGAAGGGAAAUCGGAGCCCGAGAGGCAUAUGACUUUGGUCUGGCAAACCGAGUGGUUCCAGAUGGAAAGUCCCUUGAAGUCGCAAUAGAGCUGGCAAAAACUUUAAGCAAAUUUCCUCAAAGAUGCAUGAAUACAGAUCGUUCGUCUGCCUACUACGGCGUGUAUGAUGCAAAGAGUAGGAAAGAUGCUCUACAGCGCGAGUAUACGGAGGGCAUAAAGGUCAUUGUAGAGGAAGCAAUUCCAGGUGCUCAAAAGUUUGCCCAAGGUCUUGGAAAACAUGGUAGCUUCAAUAUCGGCGAUCAAAGUGGACGCAAGUCCAAACUGUAACAGUCUGAACAGCAAAGGUACCCGGGGUUGCUUAUCAUCAGUGCAAAGUCAUACUGAUCCGUUCUGGCUGUAUGUUCCUCAGUGGGAAAAUUUUAAAUUCAGUGAUUAUUCAGACCUAGAAAUUAACAUUUUCUUUGUCGAAUCAAAGGGGAAUUGAAAUGAUGAUAUGAUAUAACGCAGGUUUGAAGACAGUAUUUUACAAUGUCAUUAUUCUGAUCUUGUAAUUGGACAGUGGACGUGUUUAAAGUUUGUACACGUAAUAAUCAUUAAGAUUAAAUAACACAGACAUUAAUUGGUGCUUUGAUUAUAUUGUUGUAAAGACAUACUACACAACAGUUUUUUUUUAAUUAAAAUAACAUUUUUCAAACA
Molecule: messenger RNA, 1308 nt
Organism: Saccostrea echinata
Lineage: Eukaryota; Metazoa; Mollusca; Bivalvia; Ostreida; Ostreidae
Product: enoyl-CoA hydratase EchA19-like
Exons: 7
Coding region: 43-939 (298 amino acids)
Molecular function (GO): catalytic activity
Source: RefSeq, a predicted model, not a curated record